This is a messenger RNA of Leopardus geoffroyi (Geoffroy's cat), 2649 nucleotides long. RefSeq names its product solute carrier family 25 member 35 (gene SLC25A35). Lineage: Eukaryota; Metazoa; Chordata; Mammalia; Carnivora; Felidae. The transcript is spliced from 5 exons. Bases 572 to 1309 code for a protein of 245 amino acids. The record is from RefSeq and is a predicted model, not a curated record.
GCCCGGCCUCCGCUGGCUACCCCUGGCCGGAGCUGCCACGGGCUUCGGCAGCUGCCCGGGGACGCUUAUCCCGGGCUGGAGUCCCGACUUGCUUCCCCGAUACAGAUCGAUCCCGUUGCCUUCCCCGGGACGCCACCGAUCUUCUCCAGGAUCCUUUUCCUCCGUAACCUGCUGUUUUUCUUUUUCCUUCCUCCCGGCUCCCAUCUCCCGAAUCCGCAUUUCCCUCCCCUGCUCCUGGGCCCCCGUAGCCGACCAUCCUCAUCAUUCCACCUGCCAUCCUCCUGACUUCCGCCCUUCCUUGGCCUCAAAUCCUUGACCGACAGAGCCCUGCCAUAACCUUCUCACCAGGCUCUCCUAAACUCCUUUUUCUUCUCUCUUUGCCAGCUCCUGACUCCCAAAUUCCAGCUAACCCUUGACCUCUUGACAUUUGACCCUAACAGUCUCCGCUCCAGACCUCUCAAUUCCUAUCUCCUGCAGCCCGGACUGCUAAGACUGAGGCCCUCCCCCUGAUUUCUGAAGCUCAGUUUUACUUUUUUACUCCUGGGCCACUUCCUGUUACUGCUACCCCACCAUGGACUUCUUGAUGAGCGGCCUGGCAGCCUGCGGGGCCUGUCUGUUCACCAACCCCCUGGAAGUGGUAAAGACCAGGAUGCAGCUGCAGGGAGAAUUGCAGGCCCCGGGCACCUACCAGCGGCACUACCGAAACGUCUUCCAUGCCUUCAUCACCAUCGGCAGGGUGGACGGCCUGGCUGCCUUGCAGAAGGGACUGGCCCCCGCCCUCUUAUACCAGUUCCUGAUGAAUGGCAUCCGCUUGGGCACCUACGGGCUGGCUGAGGCUGGGGGCUACCUGCACACUGCCGAAGGCACCCUCAGCCCUCCACGAAGCGCAGCAGCUGGGGCCCUGGCUGGGGUCAUGGGAGCCUACUUGGGGAGCCCCAUCUACAUGGUGAAGACACACCUACAGGCACAAGCAGCCUCGGAAAUUGCGGUAGGGCACCAGUAUAAGCAUCAGGGCAUGUUUCAGGCGCUAAGCGAGAUUGGCCAGAAACAUGGUCUGGUGGGGUUGUGGCGUGGGGCCCUGGGCGGCCUGCCCCGAGUUAUCAUCGGUUCCUCCACCCAGCUGUGCACCUUCUCAUCCACCAAGGACCUCAUCACGCAGUGGGAGAUACUUCCUCCCCAGAGCUGGAAAGUGGCUCUGGCAGCUGCCAUGGUGAGUGGCAUUGCGGUGGUCCUGGCCAUGACGCCAUUUGAUGUGGUCAGCACGAGGCUCUACAACCAGCCCACGGACUCUCAGGGCAAGCAUCUUUGAGUCCUUUGAGCUUCGCUCGCUUCCUGUGAUAAAGCGUUGCCCUUGGAGUUCUCAUUGCCCCGAUUAAACGUCCAGCCGCAGGCCCCGCCCACUCCUCCAGCUCCGGCCCUCCCAUUGGUCAGCCGCGCGGGCACCGCCUCCCUCACCGCGCAGCCUCCUCUCCCUGCACGUGGGCCUGCUGCUCCAGAAGUUCCACGAUCAGGCUCUGGUCCGUCACGCGGUGGCAGAAGACUUCCUGAUUGUUCGGGACCGGCCGGAGAUCGCUGGAGAGAGGCGAGGCAGACCCCCGGGGUGACCCCCGCCGCUCCCCGCAUCCCACCCUGUCGGCCAGCGGUGCCCGCGCCUUCUCACCUCACGUCGAUGGCCCCGGGGGGGAGAGUGGCGGAGAAGGCCCCCCCAAACAGCGGAUAGUCUCGCGUGGGCUCCAUGCGCCUGGGACUAGGUUCGGGCAUUACAGAGAUGCACGAAAAACCCACGUGCGGCCCCGCCGCUUCCCCUCCGGCGUUUCGCCGCCGCCCUGGCGUCUCCCUGGCUGUCUCCGGGCCACCCUAGCCCCGCCCCUUGAGCGUUUGGUCCCGCCCCGCGGUCGCGUUGGCCAAUCGGCGCCUGCGUCUUCGGGGCGGUGCCCGGCGGGGCGGAUCCCGGAAGCCACGCUCUCCCGGGGGCCCCCCACCCUCGACCCCGGCGUCUGCUGAGAGCUCUGAUCUCGGUUUGGGAAUAAUGAUGCCCGCCUGCUCCCGAGCUCGCGCCCACCCGUCUCCUCUUUUAAAAAGGGUCGCACCUCCUAAGAUUGUCGCCUGAGACCCUCGUUAGGGGCCCUUGCUCGUGCCAGGGACCGGCAUCUAGAUGGGGUCUCCUGAGUCCGGGGAGAAUAGUUUGAGGGUCUCGCAACUCUCUCUUUGGGGCCCCUUGAUGGCAGCGAGCUGCAAACCAGACCGCUAAUUCCCGGAUGCGGGGAAUUAGGGAUACAGUGGGGCCAGGUGUGGGGCCUGGUUAGGAUUCAGGCCUCAUGCUUUCCUGGACGCGAGACUCAACCCGGGGAUUAUAAUGCUUAAUCCCUCUUAAAUCUCGCCUUGAGAACGCGGUGGGGAGUGGGGAGGGUGGCUGCCCCAACACGCACCUGGAGGAAAACACGGAUUAAACCCUCUGUUGUUUCUCUUUUAUAGAUUUUUAGAAUGUUCUUAAAGUGUCUGCUCAGUGAUAUCCUGCCAGCUAAUGUCUCCAUUCAUGUUUGAUCCCCAGCACCGGGCAGAGUGUUUAGAACAUCAUAGACCCAUUCUGUAUUGUUAAAUGAUUCAAUAAACCCCACCCACGGGGUUCCAAGUGGGACUAUACUAUGG